GUUCUGGACGGCAGCUGAGACCAGCCGAGCCUCCAGGAGAUGCUGAUGCAGAUGCGGAUGCAGAUGCAGAGGAAGAAGAUUCUGUUAUUGAAGUGGCAGUAGAAGACAUUCGUCCAAGGCCACAAGGAUCCUCUCCAGUUUAUGAAUAUUCCAUAGAAGAAGAAUAUUUAAAGGAGACAAUGGAAGUGACCCUGAAAACAGAAGUGGAAGCUGGUGCUAGUGGCUUUAGUGUGACGGGUGGAGGAAAUGAAGGCAUAUUUAUUAAAAAAGUACUUAAGGAAUCUCCUGCUUCAAAAAUAUUUAGUCUGAGAGAAGGCGAUCAGCUUCUAAGUGCUACAAUAUUUUUUGAUAAUAUCAAAUAUGAAGAUGCACUCAAGAUUCUCCAAUAUUCCGAGCCAUACAGAGUCCAAUUCAACCUCAAAAGAAAAAUUACUGGGAAAGAAGAGCUAGAACACAUUCACUCUACAGCUCAGUACAAAAAGGAAAGAAUUAGCCAGGAAAAAGAACUCAACGAGAGCAUUCCUGAAGAAACACUACAUGUUUCAGGAAAAAACAUUUCAGACGAAGAUAGGGAAACAUUAAUUGCAAGCCAAAGGGUAGGAAGAAGCAAGAGACCUAAAAAAGAUAGAUUAUCAUGGCCAAAAUUCCAGUCAAUUAAAAAUAAGAAGAUACUGGGACACAGAAGAUCUCAUAGUACAUCAGAUGCAUAUGAGCCUACUAUACAGGACAUUUCCCCUACAAGCACAGACACAGAGUCUCAAUUUCAACAAGAAGUCCAUAUCAAAGAAAAAAAAGGAAGCCAAAAGAAAUUGAAGUUCCCUAGCAUUGGAUUCAAAAUGCACAGAUCUAAACCAGAACCACAAGACAAGCAGAAAAAAGAAAUAAAAGCGACACUAUUACCUGAAAAAGGAAAAAUACAUAAAGAAGAAAUCAGCCUGGAAAAUCCUGAAAUCCUAACGGUUGAAUAUACCACAUCUUCUGAUUAUGAAACUAAAACAGAGGAGGUGCAUGAAACUUUAACAAAAGACUUAAAAGAUAUGAAAAAUGGCAUUCGAUCUCAUGCAAAAAUAUGCCCUGAAGUUGAAAUAAGCAUUAAAAAAGAAAAAGACAAGGAUUCAACAUCAAAAUGUACUGAAGUAACAGCUAUAACAACAGAGAUAUCAAAGCCUAGUUUAGAAACACUUGAUAUGAAAGAAAGCCCAACUAAACAAACACCACAAGCCUCAUCAAAAUCCCAUAUUAAAAUAACAAAAAGUCAAAUUAGCAUACCAUCAAAGAAAGAAGAAGAAAUUUCCCAAAAUACUCAAACUGAGAUUAGAAGGGCCAAGGUGGACAUCAGCCUCCCGGCCAUUGACAUCAGCCUUCCAAAGGCCAGCGUCGACGUACAGGCGCCUGAGGCCGCCAUCAGCCUCGAGGGAGAAGAAAAAGCACCGGAGAAGGAGGCUGCAAAGACCAAGGAUGGCAAGUUCAAGAUGCCAAAGCUCGGCAUGCCUUCCUUUGGCUGGUCCAGCAGCAGGGAGGCCAAGGGCCGCGUGGCCGCCGAUGUGGACGUCAGCCUCAAGGAGCCCCAAGUGACAAUGCCCUCAGGAAGUGCCGGCAUCGAGGUGGCCCUGCCCACAGCUGAGAUCCAAGUGCCCAGCGUUGAAGUGACCCAGCUCGCAGCCGAGAUCCAAGCGCCCAGCGCCGAGGUGGCGCUGCCUGCAGCCCAGAUCCAA
Messenger RNA from Apaloderma vittatum (bar-tailed trogon), 1715 nucleotides. RefSeq names its product protein AHNAK2-like. Gene Ontology annotation, biological process: regulation of RNA splicing. The annotation marks the transcript as partial. Gene Ontology annotation, cellular component: nucleus; costamere; cytoplasm. The transcript has 6 exons. NCBI's taxonomy places the organism in Eukaryota, Metazoa, Chordata, Aves, Trogoniformes, Trogonidae. The record is from RefSeq and is a predicted model, not a curated record. Gene Ontology annotation, molecular function: protein binding.